AUGAGUCGACCUCCGGCAGAUAUGGGUCAGAGUCUUGGUUACCAAGCUUAUCUUUCGAAAUAUGUGCUUUAUUUUCUUCGGUGCCCAUCAAAGGGUCGGCCCAAGGACUGCAUUCACCCUUGUCCUCGAUACGUGCACUCGAAGCCCUGUGAUCCAUGCACGCAGUUCGUGGAAUUGGAGUGUUACUGUGAAGCCACUGGAAUUGUGAAGCCGUGUCAGGAAUGGUGCGACAUGGAUGAGUCUCAGAAAGAGCUCAUCAAGUGCUGCAGGGUGCGAUGCGCUAAACUUCUUGAGUGUGGGCACCAAUGUCCCCAAAUCUGCCAUCCAGGAAAAUGCGCCGAGCCCAAAGAAUGCGUGGAAAACGUUAUCCGGUAUUGUGAUUGCGAGCGAAUUGAAAGGAUAUUCCCAUGCAGAGGUUGUGGCGCGAAAGACCAAGAAGUGCAGUGCGACAAUAUUUGUGCAGAGCUACUCCAAAGCUACAAGCAAGCCAUCGCAGAAAUGAAGAACAAUCCUUUCAAACACCAGGAUGCGAUCAAGGAUCCGACGGCGGACGAUUCCUCGUCGUGCGGCCAAGACGUCGGCGUCGAGGCCGAGGAGCUGAUUUCUUCGCAGAAGUCGCCGACGCUGGAAAACAAGAAUGAGUCAGGAUCGGAAAGUGGUUUCAAUGAAGACAACAAGAACUCGGAAGACGGUCACGCUGAAUCUGCGGUCGAUGUCGCGUUUCGAGGUGUCGAAAAACCUGGCACCGAAACUGAAUGCAGGAGUCUGGUGUCGACUUCGUCCGAGGUGUCUGCUGCGUACUCGGCUGAAAAGGAGCAAAACUCGCUCACAGCUCAGAGCGACGAGCUCAACGCUUCGAGCUUGACCUCUGAAGAUUCGUCGAGGAAGCCUCAGAGCCGCGUCUCCAGAUCUUCGAGUCGCGUGAGCAACUACAGCGAGGAGGAUAUACCCAGACAACUGGAUCGCGACAAGAUUAUCAAGAUAAUGCGCUCGUCUACUCGAAGGAAGAAACUCAUUAAAUGCGAUCAGGGCGAAGUCAUUAACGAAAUGCAAAACUCAUCAUAA
Molecule: messenger RNA, 1065 nt
Organism: Galendromus occidentalis (western predatory mite)
Lineage: Eukaryota; Metazoa; Arthropoda; Arachnida; Mesostigmata; Phytoseiidae
Product: transcriptional repressor NF-X1-like
Exons: 1
Coding region: 1-1065 (354 amino acids)
Cellular component (GO): nucleus
Molecular function (GO): zinc ion binding
Source: RefSeq, a predicted model, not a curated record